Molecule: messenger RNA, 4126 nt
Organism: Physeter macrocephalus (sperm whale)
Lineage: Eukaryota; Metazoa; Chordata; Mammalia; Artiodactyla; Physeteridae
Gene: CBR4
Product: carbonyl reductase 4
Exons: 5
Coding region: 1106-1819 (237 amino acids)
Molecular function (GO): oxidoreductase activity, acting on the CH-OH group of donors, NAD or NADP as acceptor
Source: RefSeq, a predicted model, not a curated record
CCAACAAUACUGACACGUCGGACUCUGGAGCAGAGAAAGGUUUAUUGCAGGGCCAUGCAAGGAGAUGGGUGCCUUGUGCCCCAAAAACCGCCAAAGCAUUUUAAAGGCCAGGUGAGGGAGGGGGUGUGGCUGGUUGUUGCACAUUUUGUGUAGGAAUCCCUUGUUCUUGCAGCUUCUCCACAAAGGUCACGAUGUUCCUGUAAACCUCCAACUAGACCAACUUAUUCUUUGUUCUGCAACUUUUUAUCUCUGUAUGAAUGGAAAAGUGGUGUCCCCUUAAAGGGCAGAGCCUUGAGCACUGGCUCUCCUGUAUAUUUCAGGCUUCAGGCAACAUUCUUAAAUAAAAGUAAAAGCAACAGAAUACAAAGGUUAAAGUGGAAGAAACAGACCCACUAUGGAGUCAGGCGUGUUCUUCCCUCUUACAGCCUUAUACGAAACAUUUCUCUGCUCCAGACGCGCCCACGGUUUGGUUUGUAAGGCCUCAUCCUGCGUGGGUCACAUGAGCCAAGCUGGACAACAGGAAGACCAAGGUCUGCUGUGACGCUGACUCCGGUGUCCACUCCUUCACGGGAGGACCUCAGGUCUUAGUCAAACACAACCUGGAGAGUCCAUCCCGGGUCCUAACGCUGUGAUCACCGUGUCCCAACCCGGCACGGUCCUGAUCUUACGACGGAACAUCCAGCGUCCAGGGUAUUGGCAAAGCCAGAGCCCAGGGCCCACCGACUGCGGGGCAGCCCCCACCCCACCCACGGCACCGCGCCCGCGCCCUUCCGCCGGCACCGAGACUACAAGUCCCAGCAUGCAGCGCGGCCCCUUCCAGCUGGCUCUCGCGCUCCCUCUCUCUCGCCCCCGGUCUCUCCCGCCCACGCUCGCGUCCGCGGAGGGCGUGGCGCCCGUAACCCCUGCGCACUGACGUCGGCGCGCCGACGUGACGUGCUGACGUGGCGCUCUGGGCGCCUCCGCCCUCCCGGGCUCCAGUCCGGCGGCGGGAGGCCUGGGGCGGCGCUUCAGUUUGUGGGAGCCGCCGUGGUGUGAAGGCGCGAGGCCGGUGGGAAGGGCCGGCUCUUGUAGUCUCCUCCUCCGGGUCUGCGGCUCCCCGUCCCAGAUGGACAGGGUGUGCGCCGUGUUCGGAGGCUCCCGGGGCAUCGGCAGGGCGGUGGCCCGCUUGAUGGCCCAGAGAGGCUACCGACUGGCCAUCGUCGCCCGGAAUCUGCAGGGGGCCAGAGCCGCGGCCGGGGACCUGGGCGGAGAUCAUUUGGCAUUGAGCUGUGAUGUUGCCAAAGAACAUGAUGUUCAAAAUACAUUUGAAGAGAUAGAGAAGAACUUAGGUCGAGUUAAUUUCUUGGUAAAUGCAGCUGGAAUUAACAGGGAUAACCUCUUAGUAAGGACAAAUGCCGAAGAUAUGCUAUCUCAGCUUCAUACUAACCUCUUGGGCUCCAUGCUGACUUGUAGAGCUGCCGUGAAGACAAUGAUUAAGCAGCAGGCAGGGUCCAUUGUGAAUGUGGGAAGCGUUGCAGGUGUAAAAGGCAGUUCUGGCCAGUCCGUGUACAGCGCCAGUAAAGGCGGGCUAGUUGCGUUCUCACGCUCUCUUGCUAAAGAAGUAGCAAGAAAGAAAAUUAGAGUGAAUGUCGUUGCACCAGGAUUUGUUCAUACAGAUAUGACGAAAGACUUGAAAGAAGAACAUUUAAAGAAAAACAUCCCUCUUGGGAGGUUUGGAGACCCCCUUGAUGUGGCCCAUGCAGUCGUGUUUCUUUUAGAGUCUCCGUACAUUACAGGGCACGUCCUGGUGGUGGACGGAGGCUUGCAGCUCACCAUGUAGCCGACUGAUAUGGCUAUUAUUAGAGUCAAGGGCACACACUGUUUUACCUGCAUUCGCUAAUCAAACCUACUGAUGCUACAAAUGUUGAUUUCCAUCCUUAUAUGAGUAUGUCUGUAGAGGACAGUAUGUGACCAGCUGUGCUUUCUAAAUGACACGUACCUUCCAGGCUGCAGCAGUGUUAGUGUGUAGUCACCCCUCGGUCCCCACAGGGAUCUGCCCUAGGAUCCCCAGAGUCUUCAGAUGCUCCAGUCCCUUACAUACCGCAGCCUCCUUAGUAUUUGCAUAUAACCUACGUAAACUUUAAAUCAUCUUUACAUUAUUCAUAAUACCUAACACAGUGUCAGUGCUGUGUAAAUAAUUGAAGUACAGUGGAAAUGCGAUGUAUUUUUGGAAUUUGUGGGAUUUUUAAAAAAAUAUAUUCUAUCCGUGGUUGGUUGAAUAUGGAUGUGGAAGUCAUGGAUGCAGCGGGCUGACUGUAUAGGCAUUUUGCAAGUGAUAUAAACAGAUGUUAUCUUAAUUUAUACAUUUUGUGGCAAAAGUGGGAAAAAUUAUAUGGUCUAAUUGUCAUUAGUUGUUUCGUUGUAUCAGGCUGAAUACUCCAGAAGUUAACCUUGGAGGCCAUUACCAAAGUAAGAGUAUUUACAGGGCAUGGGUAGGUGUCAAUACCUUAGCAGCCCUGCUAGAGUUAAACAUUGUAUCCCUUUUGCCCCUUGGACAGUCAUUUGAUUUACAGGUUGAAAAUGAAUGUGGAGUUUGGUUUCUUUGAGUGGCAUUGCUCCUCCUUGAGCCACUGGGCACAAUAACUGCAAGUGCAAUUGUGGACAGUUGACCCAUCCUGUGGAAAUUUUCAAAGAUGGUGAGGGUUAACCCUUACUGUUUUAAUACCUGGUACAGUUGUGAGCUGCAUAGAUCUCAUCAACUUAGGAAGUGGAAGCGUUUUUGUUGUUGUUGUUUGUUUUUUUUGUUUUUUUAAAUCCACAAAAACAGUUUAGCAGGCUACCUAAAAACAGAAAUAAUAAUAUUCUUGCCUGACAUUUUAGAAAACUAAUAAUUAUGAGCAAUCAUAAAUAAGUAAAUAUGCAGUAACAGUGAGUUAAUUGUCUUUACAAGGAACAGGUUAAGCAUUAGUCUUAAAAGAAGAUGUUUGCCUGAGAUUAGAGAUGAAGACACAAACUGAGUGAAAACAUCAGAUGACGUCUGCUUUGCAUGGAACUGUUUUGUGGGGAAUACUGUGAUCAUUUUAAAUGUCACUGAUUCAUGUUGAUUUUUAUAAUUUGUCAUUUUAAAAUGUUUUAAAUAUUUAUUGCACCUUAAACAGCAAUCCUUUUACAGUUUUAUUGGAGCCGAAAUGAUUUUAUGUAAAUAGAUUUAAUUUUAUAUUGAAAGUUGGUGCAAACGUAUUAAUAGGAUAUAUUAAAUAAAUGCAGAGUAAUAAAAGUAAAAUAACAAAGUCAAACCUGUGUUCCAAAUCAAGAUUCCUGAUUCCUUAAAAAUUCUUUUGCACUGAUCUUCAAAAUAGCCUUCUUUACUUCGAGAAGCCUGUUUAGGACGUGAGCAAGCCAGUUAAGUGUAAGUUACUGUUGUAACAGGACUGUCUGCUCACCGCUGACAGGGCGGUGCACAGACCGCGCUCGGGCGUGCACAGUGCCCGGCGCUCGCAGGGAAGCAGAGGUCGGGGUGGUGUCCGGCGUCCUGCGCACGGAGCACGCGCUUCUCCAGCGCCGCCUGCCCGCAGGCCUUGCUGGGCAGCCGCGGGCCAGCACCCUCCUCAGACUCCCGUGCUCCAGACCCCGUGGGGCCGCCUCGGCUGGUGGUCGGCAAGGAAGCAGGUGUCACUGGAACGAAUGGUGCUGAGGUGUGGCUUACGGAUGGAUUUAACCUUCAAGUGUGUAUAUUCACACGUCAAGACAUGAUCCCUUUUGAAGCGUCCACCCGCUCCCGCCCACAUCGAACUUCUGGAAGGUGGAGCGAGGCCUUAAACAGGUGCAGCCAGCCGCCCCCGCCCCGCAGGUGACGUCUCCAUCGGCUCCCACCUCCCGGGUGGGACGUGUUUCGUGCUCUCAUCCUGGUGCUGAAAUGGGUUGCCAGCUGUUGCUCAUAUUCAGAGAUUCAAGAACUUCAGUGAAUUCUUAACAAAACUCAGCUGCAGCUCUUAUAUGGCUCUUAGGAGCCUGCAAUCCAGUCUGUGUUGAGUACUUGUUAGGAAAUGGUUUAUGGUUAAAGCCAGUGUUAACAUGUUCGCAUGGGACGUUUUUAAAUUUGUGCUUUUCAUAUUUUUUUCAUAUUCAGGUUUUUUUUAAAUAAAUU